AUGAUAAAAUUAGAUCAGCAUUCAAGUGUACUGAUAUUGUUGUUCAUUGUUGGUUUAUUUUUGACUCUUAUCAAUGGAGAAGAUAAUAAAACUUCAUGUUGGUCUUCAUCAACUGUAUACAAAAUAUCAGCUCAUAAUGGUAAUCAUACCGAUUGGGAAAUAAGUGCUACUGAAAUCGAAUUUGUUGAAGAAUGUCAUUUAUCCUUUGUACAAAAGAUUACUAAUAAAAAUUGUUCUGAAGUAAUAGGACCAUCUCGGCGGCAUCCAACACUUCUGCAAAAAUAUGGUUAUGGAUUUUUAUCUAUUUUUAUCAUAAGUGCCCUCUCUCUAGCUGGUUUUAUAGCAUUUCCACUAAUGAAAAAGCCUUAUUAUAAAUAUUUAAAUGCAUUUUUUACUGCAUUGGCUGUUGGGACACUUUUUGCUGAUAGCGCUUUUGAAUUAUUCCCUGUCAUUAUCGAAUAUGGUCUAAGACAAAAUCAUUUACAUGAACAUGGUCGACUAACAUUCAAUGAACAUUCAAAUGGACAAAAACAGAUACCACGUUUUCUUUGGCAGAUGCUUGUUCUUGUUCUUACUGCUUAUGUGUUCUAUGUUAUUGAACUUACUAUAAACGCUUUUAUGCAUCGUCGACAUAAUGAUCAUCAUCAUCGUAGUUCAUUUGCUCUUAAUGAUUAUAAAACGCCUGAACGGAGUGAACUACCGAGAGGAGCAUUAUCAAAAUCCCAUGGUGAUCUUUCGAUUAUUGCUACCAAUACUUUACCUAAUUUGACUAUAACCGCUGAUGAACGACAGACGAAAAGCACUGGCUGGAUGAUCAUUAUUGGUGAUGGUAUUCAUAAUAUAGCUGAUGGCCUUGCUAUUGGAGCAGCGUUUUCUGAAAAUAUCUGGUUUGGUGUGACUACGUCAGUUGCGAUUGCAUGUCAUGAAUUACCAACUGAACUUGGUGAAUAUAUGGUUUUGAUUGAAUCGGGUUUUACUUUACGUCGAGCGUUACUUUUCAAUUUUGUAUCGGCUUGUACAGCGUUUAUUGGCUUUUUCAUAGGAGCUGGUGCCGCUCAAAAUGAAGGUGCCCGUACAUGGAUUUUUGCUAUUACAGCUGGAACAUUUGCGUAUAUCGCGCUUGUGGAUUUAUGGCCAACAUUAAUGCCACACGCAGAUAAAUUUGAUUGGGUUCGAUUUAUUUGCGUUACUGCCGGUUAUUUACUAGGUGUUACAAUCAUGUUAAUUUUAACAAUAUUUGAUGAGCAAAUCGUAAAUUCAACUGCAGAAAAUUAG
Messenger RNA from Rotaria socialis, 1275 nucleotides. Lineage: Eukaryota; Metazoa; Rotifera; Eurotatoria; Philodinida; Philodinidae. The record is from the annotation of a GenBank genome assembly.